AUGGAUUUCUCAACAAACGUGACCGUUGACUUCAGACACAACAACAUACAAUAUUUCCAUCCGAAUGUCGAUAUAUCGAACACGGCCGUGCCGACAUUUCUGAUGGACUACAAUCCUUUCCGAUGCGAUUGCAAGCUAUACGAUUUUAUAAGAAACUAUAAAAGCGGACGAAAAAUGAAUAUAAAAAUUAACAAGACGCAGUGCUCUCAACUGACGGCGCUAGAGGGGGUUAAGUUGACGGAUUUGAAGCCGGAAGUCUUAACGUGCGAAGUGGAUUGCUCCACCGGUUAUUUCAUAACACGAACUAAUCGUCCAACUAAUUCAAGCGCCAACUGUGACUCGUGCACGAUACGUCCGGACAAAUCUCGCCUCGAAAUGUCCUGCAAUGGGCUGCCGGAUGUGUACCCCCCACUCCCACCCGGGACGAAUUCUACGUACAUAAAACUGAAACGUGUAACAGAUAUACCGAUGCUGCCGCAACGUGUGACGACGAUUGAUCUGUCGUCCCUGAGUCUCAGCCGACCGCCGACAGCGACGUCGGUCGAACUAAAUCUGACCGACAACGAGUUGACCGCGGCGCCGAUCGAUCUGCUCGAACGUAAUUGUACUCUGCACCUGAAGGAUAAUCCCUUCGAUUGUUCCUGCGAGGAGAAAAGCAACGUCGUCGUAUUGAAUAUGUACAAGGCGCGGAUUCCCGAUUAUGAGUUUGUAACUUGUUCGAACAAAGUUCUCGUAAGGAAUAUAGUCGUCGAACAGCUGUGCGCCGAGAGGGACGCGACCGUCGUGGGCUGCUCGCUGGCGGUCGGAGGACUGUUGCUGGCCGUCUGCACGGCGAUCGCCUAUAGGUACUCGACGGAAAUCCGGAUCCUGCUAAGGAAGUACGGGCUCUAUUGCGCGAAAGAGACGGACGGCGAACUUUACGACGCGUUCGUCUCGUUCGCACACCAGGAUGAAGAUUUCGUCAUGAAACGACUCCUGCCGAAGCUGGAGAGCGGUCGGCCGGCGCUGCGUCUCUGCGUGCACUCCAGGGACUGGGUCGUCGGCGACUGGAUACCGGCGCAGAUCGCGCGGUUGGUCGAGCAGUCGCGCUACACGAUCAUCGUGCUGUCGCGGCACUUCGCGCGCUCACACGGAGCGCGCGAAGGCGCGAAGGCGCGGAUGGAGUUUCGCGCGGCGCACGGGCGGCAGCGCGCCAUCGUGCUGCUGCUGGGCGACCUGGCGAACGACCGCUCGCUCGACCCGGAGCUGCGCUCCUACGUGACCAUGAACACGUACGUGCGCGCCGACGACCCGCUGGUCUGGGAUCGCUUGAAAGACGCCGUCCUCAAUAGACGGAAGCGGAUCGGCGAGGAUUCGUCCAAGCUGAGCAAAUUAGUGCCCAAAGGACUCGACGUGCAGCUCGAAAACGGAAAAUUGGUAAAUAAAGCGCUCACGGUGCCCUCCGUCUGA
This is a messenger RNA of Nymphalis io (European peacock), 1449 nucleotides long. Its product is annotated as protein toll-like. The record is from RefSeq and is a predicted model, not a curated record. NCBI's taxonomy places the organism in Eukaryota, Metazoa, Arthropoda, Insecta, Lepidoptera, Nymphalidae. The coding region runs from base 1 to 1449 and encodes 482 amino acids. Gene Ontology annotation, biological process: immune response; toll-like receptor signaling pathway. Gene Ontology annotation, cellular component: membrane. Gene Ontology annotation, molecular function: transmembrane signaling receptor activity. The transcript has a single exon.